This is a messenger RNA of Penicillium griseofulvum, 1125 nucleotides long. RefSeq names its product glycoside hydrolase 5 family protein. The record is from RefSeq and is a predicted model, not a curated record. Gene Ontology annotation, molecular function: hydrolase activity, hydrolyzing O-glycosyl compounds. NCBI's taxonomy places the organism in Eukaryota, Fungi, Ascomycota, Eurotiomycetes, Eurotiales, Aspergillaceae. The transcript has 4 exons. The coding region runs from base 1 to 1125 and encodes 374 amino acids.
AUGUCUCGCAUUACUACUCUGACGACAAAAGUCUCCUCAACAACAGCAACUAAAACCACAACCACAAAGACAACCACCAGUGCUAGUGCGACUGGAUUCCCGACUACAAAUGGACUGGAAUUUGAAAUUGAUGGAAAGACGAGCUACUUUGCCGGCUCCAACUCCUACUGGAUUGGCUUCCUCACUAAUAAUGACGAUGUGGAUCUUGUGUUCGACCACAUGGAUGAAUCUGGACUCCGAAUUCUUCGAGUUUGGGGAUUCAACGAUGUCAACACUGUUCCAUCUCCUGGAACUGUCUAUUACCAACUCCUCAAGGAUGGAACUGCUACCAUUAACACCGGCGCAGAUGGUCUACAGCGCCUGGACUAUGUGGUUGCCUCUGCCGAAGCACGGAAUGUGAAACUGAUCAUCAACUUUGUCAACAACUGGUCGGAUUAUGGUGGUAUGGCGGCCUAUGUCACUGCUUUUGGUGGAACUCAGACAAGUUGGUAUACAAACACUGCAGCUCAAACGGCCUACCGUACCUAUAUCAAAGCUGUUGUUUCCCGAUAUAUUGACUCGCCCGCCGUCUUCGCAUGGGAGUUGGCCAACGAGCCCCGCUGCAAGGGCUGUGACACCUCGGUUCUUUACAACUGGAUCAAGUCUACCAGUGCCUAUAUCAAGUCUCUGGACUCAAAACAUAUGGUUGCUAUUGGUGAUGAGGGCUUUGGACUGGAGACCGGCUCUGAUGGCAGCUAUCCCUACGGUUAUAGCGAGGGCCUCAACUUCACGAUGAAUCUAGGCAUUGAUACCAUCGACUUUGCUACAUUCCAUCUCUACCCGUCCAGCUGGGGAACCACCAAUGAUUGGGGCAACGGUUGGGCCAUAUCCCACGGAGCUGCCUGUGUAGCAGCUGGCAAGCCAUGUCUCUUUGAAGAGUACGGUGUCACCGCUGAUCACUGUGCCAUUGAGGCUCCAUGGCAGAAGACAGCACUGGACACCACUGGAGUUGCAGCCGAUCUCUACUGGCAGUAUGGAGACAUGCUGAGCACUGGAAAAUCCGCCGAUGAUGGAAAUACAUUCUACUAUGGAACUAGCGAAUUUACCUGUCUAGUGACGGACCACAUCACAGAUAUCAACUCCUAG